Molecule: messenger RNA, 2322 nt
Organism: Ochlerotatus camptorhynchus
Lineage: Eukaryota; Metazoa; Arthropoda; Insecta; Diptera; Culicidae
Product: melanization protease 1-like
Exons: 7
Coding region: 176-2203 (675 amino acids)
Biological process (GO): proteolysis
Molecular function (GO): serine-type endopeptidase activity
Source: RefSeq, a predicted model, not a curated record
GCUUGACGACGAUCGUGCCAACGAUCGCGUAUCAGUUCUUCGAGUGGUGUUCAAGUGCUCGGUCGCAAAUAUCUGUACCGCGACGCGUGAGUGAGGUGCAACUAGUUGGAAACUUGAAGAAAUUGUCACCCGUUUGGAACUGGUCAUCCGUGUGUAGUGCAGCUAGGAACUGAAAAUGACGGCUGGACCAUUUUCUCAAAUCCUGAUCUGUUCGAUACUGAUCUUGAGCCUCUACCGGGAAGGAGUGAAAGCUCAAAGUGCCCCAUGUACAACUCCAACCAAGCACCCCGGUUCGUGCGUCUUGAUCGAACGGUGUCGAAACAUCUACACCAUAGUUAGCAAUCCAACUCCACCGUCUACGGGCAUUGCUAACUACAUCAAAAGGGCUGCCUGCACGCUACCGGGAGUGACGCGUAGUAUUUGCUGUCAGCCGGCAGAAGUUAUCCCGGAGCCGCCUACGACAACGGCCAGCCCUGCUUUAGGCGCAAACUUUAAUCUACUACCCAGAGACUGUGGCCUAAGAGUCGACGAUAGGCUCGCUUACGGAAAUAUUACUAAAGUGUUUAGCUACCCCUGGAUGGCUGUUCUACGGUACGAUAACAAUGGUGCAAUCGUAGGUGGAUGUAGUGGAUCGCUGAUCAACAAGCGGUACAUCUUGACGGCUGCACAUUGUCUCAAGAGGGGAAGUUCUAUGGAAAUACAUAGCGUCGUACUCGGAGAACAUACCAAGGGCCAAGACAUUGAUUGCAACAUUUAUCAUAAUAGCAAGGGUGAAGAAAUCGAAAGGGACUGCGCUGGACCGAUUGAGGAGUUCGGGAUUGACUCGUUCGACGUUCACCAGGAUUACAAUCGACCGAAAUACAGCAACGACAUUGGAUUGAUUCGACUGGAUAAAGAUGUUACUAUGAACGAUCACAUAAAACCAAUAUGUUUACCCGUUACGGCGGAUCUACAAAAAAAAGUGUUUGAAAACUAUGUUGUUACUGGUUGGGGAACCACAGAAGCUCAAAAGGAAUCCAAUAUUUUGCUGGAGGCAGUUUUACCCUAUGUGGACAUAUCCGAGUGUCGCCUGAAAUUGAAAGAAAACCGAUUGUACGUUCGGCUUAGCGAUAAUCAAAUGUGCGCUGGGGAAAGUGCCCCAUGUACAACUCCAACCAAGCACCCCGGUUCGUGCGUCUCGAUCGAACGGUGCCGAAACAUCUACACCAUAGUUAGCAAUCCAACUCCACCGUCUACGGGCAUUGCUAACUACAUCAAAAGGGCUGCCUGCACGCUACCGGGAGUGACGCGUAGUAUUUGCUGUCAGCCGGCAGAAGUUAUCCCGGAGCCGCCUACGACAACGGCCAGUCCUGCUUUAGGCGCAAACUUGAAUCUACUACCCAGAGACUGUGGCCUAAGAGUCGACGAUAGGCUCGCUUACGGAAAUAUUACUAAAGUGUUUAGCUAUCCCUGGAUGGCUGUUCUACGGUACGAUUACAAUGGUGCAAUCAUAGAUGGAUGUGGUGGAUCGCUGAUCAACAAGCGGUACAUCUUGACGGCUGCACAUUGUCUCAAGACCAGAAGUACUAUGCCAAUACAUAGCGUCGUACUCGGAGAACAUACCAAGGGCCAAGACAUUGAUUGCAACAUUUAUCAUGAUAGCAAGGGUGAAGAAAUCGAAAGGGACUGCGCUGGACCGAUUGAGGAGUUCGGGAUUGAAUCGUUCGAUGUUCACCAAGAUUACAAUCGACCGAAAUACAGCAACGACAUUGGAUUGAUUCGACUGGAUAAAGAUGUUACUAUGAACGAUCACAUAAAACCAAUAUGUUUACCAGUUACGGCGGAUCUACAAAGACAAGCGUUUGAAAACUAUGUUGUUACUGGUUGGGGAACCACAGAAGCUCAAACGGGGUCCAAUAUUUUGCUGGAGGCAGUUUUACGCCAUGUGGACAUAUCCGAGUGUCAGCUGAAAAUGAAUGAAAACCGAUUGAGCAUUCGGCUUAGCGAUAAGCAGUUGUGCGCUGGGGGUAAGGAUAGGGUCGAUACCUGUAAGGGUGACUCUGGCGGACCACUUGGAUUCAGUGCCAAUUAUAACGGUGCUCGAUUCGUACAGUUCGGAAUCGUUUCCCUCGGAGUGGAUUCCUGUGGGCAAAAGAGCGUACCCGGUAUAUACUGUCGGGUGGCAGCCUAUAUGGAUUGGAUAGCGGAACACAUUAAACCCUAAUGUUGUAGUGAUUAUGACAGUCUGCACAUGUGUUAAAAAAAACUUUCAGUAGUUAGUAAAAUCAGGUCUCGAGAAAACUACAAACUACGUAAUAAGCCCGAUAUAAAAUUUCACCGGAA